Messenger RNA from Protopolystoma xenopodis, 501 nucleotides. Lineage: Eukaryota; Metazoa; Platyhelminthes; Monogenea; Polystomatidea; Polystomatidae. The record is from the annotation of a GenBank genome assembly.
AUGAAUGGGGCAAAUCAAUAUGGCUAUCAGCCUGAGUUACAUGGUCAUGAUGAGAAUGGCGUCCCCAUAUACCAUACUUUCACUCCCACUGUCAACCAGAACAAUCAGUACAUUUCGGCUUUAGGCACCCGGCGACACUACCCAGGGAACGGUCACUCUUCGCCUAGCGGUGGUACAAUAGCUUACAAUGGUGACAUACUUGUUGCCAGAGACGCUGCUAUGGACCCCGGUGCUAGGCUGUUAGGACAUCCAGGAGCUUUAACAAUGAAAGAUGGUGGUCUAGGAGGGGUUUUCUUAGGCCAUUCUACUGGCAUGGCCUCCUACAUCCCCCGGCCACAGUUAGAGCCAGAGCGUUGGCGCAUCUCUACUGAGGACCGCACACCUGGUAUGGGCAUUGAUUCUGGUGGACUGGACAUUGCAGCAAAACAUGGAUCUGGAUGGCAGGUCAGAUUAAUUUGCUUGGUUUCACAGUUAAAUCUAGAUUUUUUAUCGUCAACAUGA